GUGGAACUAGAAGUUCAUAACACUCCACAUGUCAGACAACUAGUGGUUCCCAACAGCCACAAGCUGCAUGCCAAUGAUCGCGAUAAGAUAUGGCGAUAAACCAACGUUGGUAAAUUAAUAAAAAUCUUUCUCCUCUUACAUCGCCCGAUUUCCUGUCCUAAAUUGAGACCUCGAUGGCCAUCGCCAAUUCCCUGGAUUUUUCCUUAACUUCUAGCAUCAACAGCAAGAACAGAAAAGCCCUCCAAUUCUCUCACUACUCCCACUGUAAACGUAGAAGCAAAAGCCCUUUCCCCUUUAUCUCACAUUUCCUCUUCUUGAACCUGAAUCCGAGAGCUGUAAGAGCAGAUUCCUCGGCUUGUUCGCCGCCGGUGCUGGAAGACAACGCGCCAGUAAUCGAGCUGGCUUUGAAGCUCCAAGAUUUUCAGCCCGCCGAUCAUUUGCCCGAAGAUUACAAAGAGUCAAACGCUCUGAUUUGCAGUUUGUUGAAGGAUUCUGAAACUGCACACCUUGGAUACGAGUACUAUGAGAAGGCCAAAGGAAAACCCAAUUUCAGACCUCGGAGAAAUACGCUGAAGCUGCUCGUCAGGUACCUGAUUCGUUCCAAGAACUGGGGAUUGUUGUUCUCUUUCUGUGAAGAUCUUCAGGUCUUCCGGGUUUUGCCCGACAGGUCCACAUGUUGUAGGUUGAUUAGUGCUUGUCUUAAAGCUAGGAAAUUGAGAGUUGUUAAUAAUUUGCUGGAGGUUUUCUUGGUUAACGAUGUUGAGACUGCUGUUUUGGCCUUUGGGUUCGCGAUGAAAGGCUAUAACCAGCUGCAUAUGUACUGCAGCACUAACGAUUUGUAUCAGAGGAUGAAGUCUGCGGGCCUGGAUUUGGACCCUGCCUGUUAUUUUCACAUAAUGGAAGCGCAUUUGAAAAUGAAACACUAUGAGAAAUGCAUCACGAUCUUUCAAGAUUUCGAGAAUCGGAGAAUGAUCGAAAUUGGGAAUCCACCACCGUUUUGCUCUCAAAUUUACUGGAUUCUGUGCGAGUCGUUGGGUAAAACAGGGCGCCCUUUUGAAGCGCUUGAGUACUUCAGGGAAAUGUCUAAGAAAGGGAUCCUGGAAGAUCAUUUCCUGUACUCGUCUUUGAUCAGUUCUUUUGCAAGCUCCGGUGAAUUAGAAAUGGCUGAGGAGCUCCUGCAAGAAGCGGAGAGCAAGAAAAUGCUGAGGGAUCCAGCGCUUUUCUUGAAGCUUGUUCUGAGGUACGUCCAGGAAGGGAUGAUGGAGAAGACGCUCGACGUUGUUGCAGCGAUGAGGCGUGUGGGAAUCAGAGUUUCCGACUGCAUUUUCUGCGCUAUCAUCAAUGGCUUCUCCAAGAAAAGAGGGGCUAAAGCUGCAGCAAGAGUGUAUGAGGAGCUUGUUCUGCAGGGGUGUGAACCAGGCCAAGUGACCUAUGCCUCAAUUCUAAGCGCAUAUAUUAGACUUGGGCGGUAUUCCAAGGCGGAAUCCGUGUUUGCAGAGAUGGAAAGAAAGGGUUUCGACAAUUGCAUAGUUGCCUACUCCAGCAUGGUCGCAGCCUAUGCCAAAAUGGGGAGAACGAGGGACGCAAUGAGGCUCGUUGCUAAGAUGAAAGAGAGAGGCUGCGAGCCAAACGUGUGGACUUACAACUCCUUAUUGGAUAUGAACGGGAGAGCGUUGAACUUGAGGUUCGUGGAGAAGACAUGGAAGGAGAUGAAAAGGAGGAAGAUCAUCCCGGACCGUGUUAGCUACACAACCGUGAUCAGCGCUUAUAACAGGGCGAGAGAGUUUGAAACGUGCGUGAAAUACUACGAGGAGUUUAAGCUAACAGGUGGGAAGAUGGACAGGGCGAUGGCGGGUACUAUGGUGGCGGUUUUCUCUAAAAUGAACAGAGUUGAAGAGGUGAUUGAGCUUUUGAGGGACAUGAAAUUGCAGGGGACUGAGUUGGAUGCAAGGUUUUAUAGGUCGGCGAUGAAUGCGUUGAGAGAUGCAGGGCUUCAAUCCCAGGCGAGAUGGCUGCAAGAAACGUUUAAGCAUUCUUGAUUCAUUGCAAGAAAUUGAGAACCUUGGAAGAUAGACAGAGAUGUCUGAAUUGGGAAUUGGGGUGGGGAUGGACAUGUAGUUGAGUUUGAUGAAUGUCGGUUAAUUGUUAUUACAGAGAAGAUGAAAACAACUUACCUGGAAAAAGAAAUUGUAAAACAGAAAGAGCAGUGAAUAGUCGGGCUCGGGCCUGUCUUACAUCAAACAUCAGUUAGAACUUAGAACCCUUUUUAUUUUUAAACUAGUGUUUCGUUCUAUAUUUACUCCAAAAUGUUAGAAUGUAUAUUACACGGUAAGGCCCGUCCAGCCCCUGAUUGCAUAAAUUACACUGUAAAGCCCG
This is a messenger RNA of Sesamum indicum (sesame), 2376 nucleotides long. RefSeq names its product Pentatricopeptide repeat (PPR-like) superfamily protein. NCBI's taxonomy places the organism in Eukaryota, Viridiplantae, Streptophyta, Magnoliopsida, Lamiales, Pedaliaceae. The record is from RefSeq and is a predicted model, not a curated record. Gene Ontology annotation, molecular function: protein binding. Gene Ontology annotation, biological process: mitochondria-nucleus signaling pathway; chloroplast-nucleus signaling pathway. Gene Ontology annotation, cellular component: chloroplast.